AUGAGCGCAUUCAGCAGCACUGGCGAUCUAAGUGGCUUAGCCUACCUCGAACACGCCAACGACAAUCUCUUGACCAUUGUUCAAAUCGAAACGCAGGAGGCGCUGGACAACGUUGAUGAAAUAGCCCAAGUCGAAGGAAUCGAUGUCUUGUUCCUUGGACCCUUUGACCUGGGCAACAAUAUAGGUCACACUGUUCGCGGAGCAUUUGAUCAGCAACUUGAAGAUGCCAUCUUGAAGAUUAAAACCGCGGCAGAACAUGCCGGGAAGAAGACUGGAAUCUAUUGCCCAAAUGGUGACGUUGCGCGCAAAUACGCCGAAAUCGGCUUCCAUAUGAUUUCUGUCAUCAACGACAUGACAGUGCUUCCUGUGGGACUUUCGCAAGCUCUGUCCAUUGCAACAGGGGCGAAGCAAGAAGUCAAAGGUGCAGCAUAUGGUGGCGGGAGUUCAUAG
Molecule: messenger RNA, 450 nt
Organism: Cladophialophora yegresii CBS 114405
Lineage: Eukaryota; Fungi; Ascomycota; Eurotiomycetes; Chaetothyriales; Herpotrichiellaceae
Product: 2,4-dihydroxyhept-2-ene-1,7-dioic acid aldolase
Exons: 3
Coding region: 1-450 (149 amino acids)
Cellular component (GO): cytoplasm
Molecular function (GO): aldehyde-lyase activity
Source: RefSeq, a predicted model, not a curated record